This is a messenger RNA of Trichoderma breve, 1995 nucleotides long. RefSeq lists its product as uncharacterized. The record is from RefSeq and is a predicted model, not a curated record. Lineage: Eukaryota; Fungi; Ascomycota; Sordariomycetes; Hypocreales; Hypocreaceae. The transcript has 3 exons. Gene Ontology annotation, molecular function: zinc ion binding. Bases 1 to 1995 code for a protein of 664 amino acids.
AUGACUACAUCCACGGUCGAGCUACAUACUCUCGUGUCCGCAUCUCUCGGGCCCGAGGACUGCAUCGACUUUUACGAAAACCCAUAUACAGCGCUAGGAAAGCUACAAGAUGCUGUCAAAAGAAAAAGCGAACAACUCGAAUCGCCAAUUUCAACAGAGAAACCAGCCGAUGGUGACAUCAAUGGCAUCGACUGGCAUGAAUACGACCCGCCGGCAGCACUUAGAAAAACGCCCAACGUCACAUCUCAGAUCCUCCUAGAUAUCGUCUUCACUUCGAUUGAAAACGUCAAAACACGAGUCGGCCAAGAGCAACGCCUCAAGAAGGAGGCUGCAGAGGAAGCUGCUCGUCGGACAGCGGAAGAGGAACAAAAGGCAAAGGGAAAAGAACCUUAUUUACCCAUAUUCAUUCCACCUGAGGAUCCGCCAGCCGAAUCAUCAGGUACCAGAGUCAAGAAUUCGGAAGAUUUGGUCAUGUCAGGGGCUGUGCCAGAUUUCGUUCUCUUGGGCCCACCGGGAGUACCUAUCAAAGAAGAGAAACGUCGAAAGUUUGCUUUACGCAAUUUAUUCCAGCGCAGUCCGGAAGGGGGAGAAAGCAGUGCUGCUGGGCGGGCUCGUGAAGCUCUUCAACACAAACUAGAGACUAAGAUUAUGUCUGUCGACCCGAAGUCGGCCGAUCCGAAAACUUUGGAGGCUAUUGCUGCGCUCAAAAAGACCAGGCUAUUCAAGUCUACUGAUCCGAAUGCACUUGUGGAAUGCGUUUCAUGCCUCGACGACGUCCCCGUGAAACAUACAGUCAAGGUCCCAUGUCAUAGUUAUUGCCGCGACUGCUUCGUCCGUCUAGUAACAGCAGCAGUUCAAAAUGAACAACAGUGGCCGCCUAAGUGCUGCUUAAAUCAGAUCCCCUUCAAGACCGUUCUGAAGAAUAUUCCCGACGAGCUGAAAAAGACGUUUCACGAAAGAUCAUCGGAGUGGGAAAUUCCCGUCAGCGAACGAGUAUAUUGUCACGUUCCUGAUUGUGGCGUCUGGAUUAAGCCUGGCAAAAUCAGUCUCGCCAGGCGUCAAGCCCGCUGCGAACGCAAUCACGUUACAUGUACCAUCUGCCGAGGCCAGGCACACGGGAACAACGACUGCCCUCAGGAUCAAGACUUGAACUUGACCAACCUGUUAGCAGAGGAAGAAGAAGCAGAGGAGCUGCGCGACAUUCUGGCCCAGAUCGAGGAGUUUGAGCGCCAAGAAGCUUGGACACGCGAGAUUGAAAGGCUGGAGAAUGAGAGGCUGGAGCUGGAACGUUGGCAAGCUGAAGUUGAAGAGCGGCUGAAAAUGGAACAGGUCCGCAGACAAGAAGUUGAAAUCAAGUACCAGCAGCUACGCGAGAUGCUGGAUGAACUUCAUGAGCUCCAACAGGUCAUGGCUGAUUCAAAGCAAGACGAAUAUGCCAGAGACCUAGCUGCGGAAGCCGAGUCAGCGAAGAAACAACUCGAAGAGAGACAGCAAGCUGAGCGUGACAAUCUUGACUCGCUAAUGCAGAUCAAAAUCAGAGCUAGAGAGGAUAAAUACGACAAGGAAUAUGCUGCUCGAGCAGACCUGGAGCGUCAAUUAGAGGAGGAUUAUCUGGCCCAGCUUCGCGACUUUUGGGCCGAUAAAGUUGAUGGGGAAGAACGGGUAGAAGCAAGCAUGCUGCCUUUGCGCCAGCGCAUGGAUCUGGCGUACCGGACGUGGCAGAGGUGGAGGGACGACCAAUUACACCAUUAUCGGACCAAGCUCGAGGAUGAGCGAACUGUGAAGGAGGAACUCAUGUACAGCGCGAGGAAGAGGAAUGACGCAGCAUAUGUGGACAAGGAGACGGACCUGACGAGGCGAAUGGUGGCGGAGAAGAAGUGGAUUCAAGAGGUGAUUCUGGAGCGUGAGCGAUUGCUUGUGGGAAUGGAGCUUCGAGAGACUGAAGACGACGCGGAUAGUUUGUUCGCCGCUGAGACCAACGAGAAUAAUGAGUAA